Eriocheir sinensis (Chinese mitten crab) is the source of this 7534-nucleotide messenger RNA. Its product is annotated as zwei Ig domain protein zig-8-like. Gene Ontology annotation, biological process: synapse organization. The transcript is spliced from 6 exons. Gene Ontology annotation, cellular component: neuron projection membrane. The record is from RefSeq and is a predicted model, not a curated record. NCBI's taxonomy places the organism in Eukaryota, Metazoa, Arthropoda, Malacostraca, Decapoda, Varunidae. Bases 974 to 1882 code for a protein of 302 amino acids.
GACGAAAGAGAGCUAAAAACCCAUUACAACACUAACUUCCAGUACUGAUUGAAUGUAGACCCAACCAAGUGUAACAACCGAGCUCAUAGGCAGAGGCUGGGUCGGGGCGGACGGCGAGACGGGAGGCGGACCGUCGGGGCGAGCUAGGCACAGGGAGGCGAGGCGAGGCGCUGAGUGGGCAGGUCAGAGGCAGUGUGGCUCCGGCAGGCGUGGAGGGAGGGUGUACUUGCGAGCGUCUCUUACCGACCUCAGCACGCAGUCACGUCCGUCUCGCCGCACCUCAUGCCCGGCCAGGGAGAGAUAUCGUUCGUUCUGGCACGAUGGUUGUCUCGAGAUGUGCCCAAAACAUUACCAGUGCAUAAGUAACAGUUCCCGGAGGUCUUCUUUUCGGUGUGUGUGUGUGAUGGACCCGUUUGUGUAGCUGUCACUAGAUAUGAUUGAUAAGUUUUGACGCUGGAAAACUUGAGUGAACUAUAGAAAGGGGACUUCACGCUUCCAUGGUCCUUGUUUGCUGGUUCGUGGUGGGCGUCUGUGGGCCAUGACAGGCUGAGGCAGAACGGGAACCAAAAGUGUGUGUCUUUGGGAGCCACAGACAUCACCUCUGCCUCACCUUCACCGGCAUUCCAUCACGAUAACAAUGAACGAAGAUAGACUGGAUUGCCACUAACGAUGAUGCUUCCGAGAUAAGAAACAGACCGUGAUAUGCUUCCCUUGACUCCAUGGCUGAAGAUGAAUUAGGCGGAGCAGCCACAUGACAGCCAAAGACGAGGACAAACAUCGACUUUUGAGUAUUUUCUAACACAGUGCCGCAUGAAUGUGAGUCCCGCCGGGGUGCCACGUGCUCGGACACUGCCUUGACCCUGAGGACAUCUGGGCACUGACCUCGGAGGCUGCCGGGGGUCGAGGAGGAGGAGGCAGGAGGUAUCGGGUGGGAAUCAAUACCUGACUCAUUACCCAUCGCGACAAUACCAUAAUGCUUCUCUCCCUCUGCGUUAUAGGUGUCCUCGCAGCGGGUGCCAGCGGAGGCCCAGAGGAGGUGGAGGCCGCCUACCCACUAACGGGGAUUGCUGAGGGCACGCAAGGCUCCUACAUCAGGCUGACGGGCGUGGCGGAGGACGAGGAGGAGGACGAGGACGGGGUGGACGAUAUUGAUGAUGAGGUCGAGGAGGAGCCCUACUUCGAUGCCUCCAUGUCCCCGACCUACACCGCCUACCUGGGCAAGACAGCGACCCUCACCUGUAUCGUCCACGCCGCGAAGAGUGACAAGUCGGUGUCAUGGAUCAAAGACCUGCGGAUCCUGACUGUGGGUCGCUACACCUACACGACGGACCUGCGAUUCGAGGCGAUCCAUCAGCAGUCGAGCACCGAAUGGACGUUACGAGUGAGGCAAGUCGAGCUUCGGGACCAAGGGAACUACGAGUGCCAGAUAACCACCAAGCCUAUACGAACGUUCACCGUGUUCCUCAAGGUUGUAGAACCCACGGUGGAAAUCUUGGGCGCCCCCGACAUCUACGUGAACCGCGCCAGCAUGAUCAACCUCACCUGUGUUGUGUACCACGCCCCCUACCCCCCCGAGGCCAUCACCUGGUACCACGGCAACGAGACCAUCAGCUACACUUCGCCGAGAGGGGGCGUGAGCGUCGUGGAGGAGCGCGGGGAAACCACCACAAGCUUCCUCCUCUUGCAAAAUGCCAGGGCUUCAGACACCGGCACCUUCACCUGUCAGCCGGAGGGGAUGGAGCCGGCAAUAGCUAACCUCCACGUUCUUGAUGGAGAGAACAGGGCGGCCAUGCAACACAACUCGAGCUGCGUGUGUGUUCCGCGGCUCUCCACCAUCAUCGUCGUGGCGGCCCUCAUCGUCACCUGCUGCGUCGUCUUGUGAAGCCCCCGACACCACAGGGUUCCCAAGACCGUUAUCAGUCGACCGCCUUCACCCUUCUUCCUCCCCGGGCCAGAGAGGUGAAGAGGGGGUGGGAUUCAGUUACAUAUGAGUCACAAAUCGCUCGUCACUUGCUACGUCGUCUUGUGAAUCUCCACGACGACACCACAGGGUUCCCACGGGCCCCACCAGGUGACCGCACUCAGCCUUUUUCCUCCCCCGGACCAGAGAGGUGAAGAGGAGGUGGAAUUCAGUUACUCAUGAGGCACAAAUCGCACGUCAUCUGCUGCGUCGUCUUAUGAAACCCCAGACGGUGACAUAGGGUUCCCAGGGGCGUUACCAGGAGACCGCCUUCACUCCUCUACCUCCCCAGGGACAGUGAGUCAAAAAGGGGUUGGGAUUCCGUCACUCAAGAGUCACUAAUCGAUCGUGAGUCAAGUUUUCUCAGCGUCACCGACUUUCUUCUCGGCGGUUUUGGAGGUAAAUGUAGUGCCGCGGAAGGAGACUCGGCAACAUAAACGAUAAAAACGAGGAUGGAGGGAAAAAAUAAUGACAAUCGCAAGAGUGGCUUUUGUGAUUGCCGGCGCAGUUUUAGGGUUUGGCACGGCGGGAAAAGUUUCUGACUGGCGACGUAAAAAUGCUCUCAGACGCCGCCGGUGCUGUGGCGUGGUGUUGGCGGGUCGCUUUUUUGUGGGUAGAGGGAAGCGAAAAUUGCGUCACCUGUUUGUAUGCUCAGUUAAUUAUGGGCGAGCGGAUUAUGAGCUCGUUCACCCGCAGGGCCGCGGCUCGAUCGCGCGGUAUUUUUCGGACAACAUUUUUGCAUCCAAUGACUAACAAUAUUACCGGGAAAAUGUAAAAUGCAAAGAGCAGGACGUUGUUCCCUUUAUAAUACAUUCAUAAUUUAACUGCCAUUUGUUUUUUGUCAUUGAUUAAAACACGACAAUCGCAUAAUUAAUGUAAUAUCGAUAAAAAUUCUAAUAUGGCAGCUUUUUUUAUCAUUUCCACUAUGUGAGUUUAUUAACACCGUGUCGGCGAAGUGAAGUUGAAAGUGUAAUUAUGAGUUAUAAAAGUCAAGCCCCGGACUGGCGGCGGCUGCGAUACGUACAAAAAGUCAGCCUGGAGCCUCGCCCAUGACAGCAGCGCGUCAGCACGUCAACGGGGAGACACGAGCAAGCCAACACGAACAUGGGAAGCCGUGACGCCCGCCGUGAGUAAGCUUAAACGAAACAAGAUUAGAGCAAGGACGCAAAGAAAAAUCAUAAAGCAGACGAGAGCUCCCCUCCAAAUCAAUACAAAAGUACUUCAGAAAGGAAACCUAACAUUUGCUCUGAGGGGAAUAGCCGCGAGGAGGCGAAGGGAGGCGAGAGACUUAACUCCUCUUUUCUCCUUCACCCCUCGACCCCCGACUCCCCACAACCCGGUAUGACGUAUCUCCGUGUCCUCCAGUCUCGUGUUUUGUGCAUCCACCUCCCUGUGUCCACCUGAGAGUGAAUUUAUCAUACUGUUUAUUGAUAUUCUCUCUAUCUAUCUAUCUUUCCUGUGUCCAUCUGAGUCAACUUAUCAUACUUUUUACUGAUAUUCUCCUUCUCUCUCUUCUUCUCACUCUUUCCCUCCUUCUUUCUCUCUCUCAAUGUCAAGAUGAAUAAUAAAGGUGUAAUGUCAACGCCUCACCUGUCUCCUCGUCACGGACAGGUAUGAAACGUGUUCCGCCUCCCACACACGAACUUCAGCCACUGUCAUUUUUUUUUUUCCAAACUUUUUAAAACCCCUCCGAAAAAGCAAAAGAAAAAAGUCUGACAAGCGAGGGAAUAAAAGGGAGAGUCUAUGUUGUUGACUCUCCGAUCAGUCUGAGAAACUUUUAAGGUUAGUGAAACUGGUUGAUAUUUGUGAGGUUUUAAAGAAGCUUAAGUCUGAAUCAUUGCUUUCGUUCAAGGCCGCUGCUCUGUGAUAUUAAGAAAUGAUUAUGUUAAAACAGACAACGACGGGACGUAAAUCUCCUACUUUAACUGAUUUAUUGCCUCUCAUUUUAGCCACAACGAAGCAUUAUCACGUCAGCUUCCUUCCUCUCCACACUAAUUCCUUCCAUGUUUUCCUUUAUCCUUCCUGACCCAUCUGCAGCUGUCUUCCGUGGCCACCCAUCACAGUACAUGUAUGCAAGGAACAUUCAGAACUACGAUAACCUUUCCUACCCAACGACCGCAUGCACACCACCACGACAGCUUCAUCCCGACCAGUCAACACAAAUCAAACGACCGCUCACCCUUACUGGCUUGCCCUGCGCUUUCUCCAUGGCAAUACCCAACACGUAACACCCGCUAUCUUCACCUACACGCCCUACGCUUUUUAUGACACUUACAUAACUACCCUGAUUAGCUUGCCACACACACUACGUUAUUUCCACCAGUCAAACACUAUGGAGAGAGCAAUUACUGAACCUACCACCUCCCUAUCUACACUAAAAUUUCCCUCAUACCAAUAAUUGAACCAGUAUUAACUUGACAUACUUACACUUAUUGCACUGAUAAAUAAAAAUACAAGUGACCAAACAUCUACCUCCUUAAUAAUAACAAAGGACUUAGUUUUUUUUUCCAUUCUUUCAUGUCCCUUUACAUUCACAACCCUACCCAGCGACUCUUCUUUCCCCCUCAAGCAGCAUUGCCCAAUAACAACACACAUAACAAAGUAUUCCGACCACUAAGCUUCCUGGACCUCAAAACUCUACUCGUACGGACCUCACCCUCGCCGCUACCCACAGUCAACACGCAAACAACCCGCCCCCACAGCGUUACAACAAUUAACUCCACCACUCAAACACAACUCGGCCUGCCGCCCUGACUUCGCUGUUAGUUCAUCCCCCUCCUCGCCUUGUCCACCCACACAGCUGCCGGGAGCACAGCAACUAUCAGCCAGCCCUUGAUUAUCCCAUCUUUUCCCAUCACCACAUCACAAAAGCACAACCACCACAGCGCCCCAUCACACCAUUACUGCCACACUCAACGUGAUCUAUCGCUUUCCAUGGCUCUUUCACACAACACAUCUGCCCACAACACUGUCCAUUCCCCCUAUAACCCCCUCUUUCCGAACUCACAAUUACCACAUCAUAAGCUUCAAACACACCGACCACUGCAACACCCAACGUAAUCUAUCGCUGUCUAGUGCCCUUUCACAUGACACCUACCCGCAACACAGUAGUUAUUCCGUUCUCCCUCCAUCCCCCUCUUUCCCCCUUCACUAUUACCAGGUUUACAACACCACAAGCUUGCCACACCCCAGCCAUUGCCACACCCAACACCAAUCUAUCCCUUUCACACAACACACCUGCCCGCAACACAACAUUAUUCCACUCUCAAUCUAUUUCUCUUUCCCCUUUCACCAUUACCUCCAUUACCACAUCACAGGCUCGACCCCCCCCCCCCCCCAAUUACCGCCCCACCACCUCAACCACCACUACCACCACCACAUCACCGACUAGCCAGCCACAUGCAGGUCGGGGUUAAUCAGAAUAAUCCAGCGCACGAUUUUUUUUUUUUUUCAGUGGUUUCGCUCUUUUUUAUUUUUUUGUUUUUUCAUCCAUGGCGAUCGCGGGAAAAAAUCAAUUGCAAUGCUUGUUUGGGAGUGAAUUUUAUUGGCAGUUCCGGGUUCUCAUUUGCUUUUUACAAUGGCGCGGGUGAAGAACAUUGCCGAAUUACCAGCUGAUUUUUUUUUUUUUUUUUACACGCACUGCGACAAAACUCCAGCGACGGCAGUUGUUUAAAGUACACGAUAUUGCCAUAUAAAAAAGUGUGGCAUGCGCUAAAUAAUAAAAAGUAACCAGUACAUAUAUCUAUUGCACUGAGCCAAUCAAGGUGUAAACGUUAUUCCUACCAAUAUUAGUGACAACUCAAAAUUGGAACUCCAUCUAUAAUUUUGUAUUACCAACCUUUCUGAAUCAUAACUAACCUCUAUGGCAGCAUAAAAAAGAAUAUAUACCUAUCACCCUAAGCCAGUCAGGUUCUACACGUUUUUCAUACCAAGAUUACCAACCUCUCAGAACUGUAACACCAUCUAUUUGUGUUCUAUCACCAACCUUUCCGAAUCAUAAUUAACCAUGUUGAAUAAAAAGAAAUAAAAAAAUACAUAUACCUAUUCUGCUUAGCCAAUCAAAUUCUGCACGUCAUUCACACAAUUAUCAGUAACCGUUCAAAAUUCUAACUAACUCUAUUUCUCUAUUCCCAACCUUUCCGAAUCAUAAUUAACCAUAUUAAAUAAGAAAAUAACUACAUAUAUCUAUUAUAUUUAGUUAAUCAAUUUUUACACGUUAUUCACACUAUUAUCAGUAACCGUUCAAAAUUCUAACUCAAUCUGUUUCUCUAUUCCCAACCUUUCCGAAUCAUAAUUAACCAUGCUGAAUAAAAAACAUCUACAUUAUACCUAUUCCGCUAAACCAAUCAAGUUAUAUACGUCAGUCACACAAUUAUCAGCGACCGUUCAAAAUUCCAACUCACUCUGUUUCUCUAUUCCCAACCUUUCCGAAUCAUAAUUAACCAUGUUGAAUAAAAAAAAAAAAAAAACUACAUAUAUCUAUUCUACUAAGCCAAUCAAGUUCUACACGUCAGUCACACAAUUGUCAGCAACCGUUCAUAAUUCUAACUCCAUCUAUCUCUCUAUUCCCAACCUUUCCGAAGCAUAAUUAACCUCUAUGUCAGUAUUCCACACCCUGCCUACAUUUGCCGUGAUAUAUUCGCAUCAUUUGGCCUAUUUACUUUCCAUUCCCGGGGCGCCGUAAUCAUGCAGCACACGCCGGGGACUCAUGCGGACGUUCACAGCCUGGCCAUCAUUGCAAAAAACAGCGCAUUUAUCAGCCGCUCGGUUAUAUAUCAAUCCGCGAAGUCUGACACACCGCCUAUAUACCUGUCAGGCCUCUCAGGUGUGUGGCGCGAUGUAUUUUAUCACGAGGACACUUUCGUGGUGGUGCUGGAUGCGGUGGUGGUGGUGGUAGUGGUAGUGGUAGUGGUAGUAGUAGUAGUAGUAGUAGUAGCAGUAGUAGCAGUAGUAGUAGUAGUAGUAGUAGAAGUAGUAGUAGUAGUAAUAAUAGUAGUAGUAGUGGUAGUAAUAGUAGUAGUAGUAGUAGUAGUAGUAGUGGUGGUAGAAGUGGUAGCAGCAACAACAACAGGAGCAGCGGCAACAAAAAUAGGCGUGUGCGUGUGUGUGCGUGUGUGUGUGUGUGUGUGUUCCUAACUCUGUGUACGUAAUAACCGCGUCGUUGUGGUUAUGUACGCGGCCAUGAACCUUUAUGAUGACAUUAGUAAACUUUUUUUUUGUAUAAUUCACUUUCUCUGCAAACUUCAUUCUAUUUUUGUUUAACGUCCUGAAUAUGUAUGUAUGUAUGUAUGUAUGUGGGGGCGUAUAAAGUUGUCCUAUUAUCAUACCUACACGAAGAGCCAUAAAACGUACAUACAUGGCGUUCCUUGUAAAUAUCGACAUGCAAGCACAAAAAAGAAGUGUUCAAGUGUGCGGAGGAAGAUAAAAACAAUGAGUGGAUUUCUCUGCGAGUGUUUCCGUGCGGGCGUGUGAGCAUCAACGCCCUCACAACAUUACCGUGUACAUACCUCUGUGUUCGUUUGUUCGACUGUCCUUGUAAAAUAUGUACAUAUGUAAUAUAUAUUUGUAUAUGAA